This is a messenger RNA of Boeremia exigua, 582 nucleotides long. RefSeq names its product ribosome-assembly protein 3-domain-containing protein. The record is from RefSeq and is a predicted model, not a curated record. NCBI's taxonomy places the organism in Eukaryota, Fungi, Ascomycota, Dothideomycetes, Pleosporales, Didymellaceae. Gene Ontology annotation, biological process: ribosomal large subunit assembly. Bases 12 to 524 code for a protein of 170 amino acids. Gene Ontology annotation, cellular component: preribosome, large subunit precursor. The transcript has 3 exons.
AGAACAACAAAAUGGCCGCACCAAAGGGACCACGAGGCGUCGAAAAGAAGCGAAAGUCGAAGAAGAGAAAGUCAAGAACCGAGGUCUCAUCCUCAGAAUCGUCCAGCGAAAGUGAGGUAGAACAGGAGAGCAGGAAGAGCCCAUCGACCGAGCCAGAGUCUGCGGACUCUACUCCAGAGCCCACACCAAAACCCGCCAGGAAAGAGAAGAAGGCCAAAGCCACCCCAACAACAGAUGACGAUACCCCUAUGAUUGACGCCUCUCCUUCUUCUUCCCCAGAACCAGUUCAAAAAGCAGCCGCCCCAGCCAAAGCUCAAGUACCGCCUGCGAAAAUUGACGAAGAUUUUGAUGCCAUUUACAUCCGCAAGAUUACCACUGAGCUUGCGGAUGAUUUGGACAAAGUGCGCUCAGCCCAGGACUUCAAGGCAAACAGUAUCCCAAUGCUCAUCCACGCACUGAAGCAGGGCGAGAGCUUGUUCUCAGCUGAAGAGAAGAGGAGGGUUGUUAAAACUGCAAAAGCUUGAUGCUACACUAUUAGUCUAGUAUGCAUGGGUGGAGUUUGGAGUCUGCAUAAGAUGGCUU